AUGGCCAGUGCGAACGCUGGAAACGAGGAGGGAACCGGACCUGCGGCGGAGUCAAACGAGCACGACUACGCUCACGCUGUGGACGGUACCCUCACCGAACCGGACCCGUCGUUCUGCAGCCCGCUGCAGUCCUCCGCGCCUCCCCCGCAGGACCUGCAGCUUCCAGAACCGACCGUGUGUUCGGAGGUGGAGGUUCUGAUAGAGCCCGAAGACCCGACUCCGGGCGCGGUGUCACCGCUCCGGGGCUCGCGGCGCCCCCGGGCCCCCGCCAAGAGGCCGGAGGACUGGAGCUGCACGUGCUGCCGGCUGCUGUUCCAGCGGCAGGGCCGCUCCUUCAACCGCAGGGCGGUGUACACCUUCACCACCCCGGACACCGUGCGCUGGCUCUUCCCGAGCUCUGACGUGAACGAGAAGUCGUUCCUGUGUGAGACCUGCGCCCAGGUGGUCCGAUCCAAAGGGAAGCGCAAGCUGUGCGGGAAGAGGUCCAUGUGGCUGAAGCCCCCGACCCCGAAAAAGGUGCAGGAGAAGUUGACGCAGAGGAUGGGGAAGAAGAGCAAAGCGGCGCUGCUCGUCAGCAAGUCCAGUUAUAAAGCUGCUUUCCAAACGCUCUGGUCGUCCAAAGGCGCCCGGAAGCCCAUGAUGGAGUUCUGGAGCAAACAGCUGAAGAACGAGAUGAAGGCGCUGUCGCGGCAGCCGGAUAAUCCUUUCCAUCAGAAGGUGUCGGGCAGGAAGCCGCUGACCUACUUCCCCUGGAGGCAAUGUCUGAACUGGGCCCAGGAGAAAGCUCCGCUCGUCGUCACCUGCCUGCGCUCCAUGUUCCCCGACAUCAACGCCCUCUACAAGAGCAGCCACCAGCUGUCGGAGGAGCAGGCCGUCAUGCUGCUGGAGCGCCGCACCGUGGUGGCGCUCUCCAUCCCGCUCUUCACCAGAAACAUCUGGAGGAACAACUUCUUGCAGGCUGCUCUGGGGGCGGAGCUACGGCAGCAGGGCUGCUCUGGCUCCGCCCUCGACACGCUGAACACCAUGGGUCUGUGUCAGAACAAAGACACGGUCCGGCUGCUGCUGCAGCGGCUGCGCAACGGCACAGACGACGGAGAGCUCAUGAUCAAACAGGACCAGAUGGGAGAAGUAAUAACAGAUGAGGAGGAAGAAGAGGAGGAUGAGGAGGAAGAAAUUAGUGCAUUAAAGGAGGAAGAUGAUGAGGAGGAAGAAAUUUUGCUGGGAGUGGACGAAGAGGAAAUGGAGCAGGAAGAAGUGCAAGACAGGCUUCAGGAUGAAGAAGAUCCGGCUCUGAUGGAGAAAGAAGAGAAGAAGAGGAGGAAGAAGAAGGCUAAAAAGCAGCGGAAGCAGGAAAAGAGGAAGGCGAGGGGGAAGCGGAGGAAGAUGGAGGAGGAGGAAGAGGAGGAGGAUGACGAUGAAGACGAGUCGGAGCAGAAGAAGAAGGUGGUGGUGGUCCGGCUCGGGCUGCUGAAGGGAACCUCAGAGGUGGGUCGAUCUGACCUAUCAGCUCCUUAA
Messenger RNA from Nematolebias whitei (Rio pearlfish), 1515 nucleotides. RefSeq lists its product as uncharacterized. Bases 1 to 1515 code for a protein of 504 amino acids. Gene Ontology annotation, biological process: maturation of 5.8S rRNA; maturation of LSU-rRNA. The record is from RefSeq and is a predicted model, not a curated record. Gene Ontology annotation, cellular component: nucleolus; preribosome, large subunit precursor. NCBI's taxonomy places the organism in Eukaryota, Metazoa, Chordata, Actinopteri, Cyprinodontiformes, Rivulidae. The transcript is spliced from 5 exons.